Messenger RNA from Oncorhynchus masou masou (cherry salmon), 1051 nucleotides. RefSeq lists its product as uncharacterized. NCBI's taxonomy places the organism in Eukaryota, Metazoa, Chordata, Actinopteri, Salmoniformes, Salmonidae. The coding region runs from base 1 to 1038 and encodes 345 amino acids. The record is from RefSeq and is a predicted model, not a curated record. The transcript has 2 exons.
AUGGGUGGUCCGCGGGAUCGAACCCACUACCCUGGCGUUGCAAACGCCGUGCCCGACCAGCUGAGCUACAAAAGACCACCAGUGUUAGUAAAGAGAGAGAGAGAGAAGGGAGAGAGAGAGAGAAGGGAGAGAGAGAGAGAGAGGAGGGAGAGAGAGACAGAGAGAGAAGGGAGAGAGAGACAGAGAGAAGGGAGAGAGAGAAGGGAGAGACAGAAGGGAGAGAGAGAAAGGAGAGAGACAGAGAGAAGGGAGAGACAGAGAGAAGGGAGAGACAGAGAGAAGGGAGAGACAGAGAGAAGGGAGAGAGAGAAAGGAGAGAGACAGAGAGAAGGGAGAGAGAGAAAGGAGAGAGAGACAGAGAGAAGGGAGAGAGAGAAAGGAGAGAGAGACAGAGAGAAGGGAGAGAGAGAAAGGAGAGAGAGACAGAGAGAAGGGAGAGAGAGAAAGGAGAGAGAGACAGAGAGAAGGGAGAGAGAGAAAGGAGAGAGAGACAGAGAGGGGGAGAGAGAAAGGAGAGAGACAGAGAGAAGGGAGAGAGAGACAGAGAGAGAGAGAGAGAAGGGAGAGAGACAGAGAGAAGGGAGAGAGAGAAGGGAGAGAGACAGAGAGAAGGGAGAGAGAGAAGGGAGAGAGAGACAGAGAGAAGGGAGAGAGAGAAGGGAGAGAGAGACAGAGAGAAGGGAGAGAGAGAAGGGAGAGAGAGACAGAGAGAAGGGAGAGAGAGAAGGGAGAGAGAGACAGAGAGAAGGGAGAGAGACAGAGAGAAGGGAGAGAGAGACAGAGAGAAGGGAGAGAGAGAAAGGAGAGAGAGAGAGAGAAGGGAGAGAGACAGAGAGAAGGGAGGAGAGACAGAGAGAGAGAGAAGGGAGAGAGAGACAGAGAGAGAGAGAAGGGAGAGAGAGAGAGAGAAGGGCGAGAGAGACAGAGAGAAGGGAGGGAGAGAGACAGAGAGAGAGAGAAGGGAGAGAGACAGAGAGAAGGGAGAGAGAGACAGAGAGAAGGAAGAGAGAGAGAGAGAGAAUGGAGAGAGAGACAUAGAGAAGGGAGAGAG